GAUGCUUGCCCGAUGCCGCGCCCGCUCGAUCCGCACCGUCCAUUUCGAACGGCCGUUAGCCUUCGCGCCAACUAAUUCGGCAGCCCCCUCCGAGCCUCAGACCCGCCGCGAUGCCCCCGAAAACGGCGGCGCCGAGGCGGUCUCGUUUCCAGGCUCCCGGCUGACUCGCUCCGACGAUUCUUGCUCCGACUCGACGCGCGCCUUUUGCUCCGGCGCCCUCAGGGUCUCGGCGAAGUCUCGGCGCCUUCGCGAGGGAAAGCAAGUGCAUGCCCGGGUGGUGAAGUCCGGGCUGUGUGGCUUUCUGUCCUUGCAGAAUCAGGUCUUGGAUGUUUACGUCAAAUGUGGGCAGCACUACGAUGCCCGGACGUUGUUCGACGAAAUCCCCACGAAGAAUGUCGUCACGUGGAACACAUUGAUCUGCGGCUCCGCAGCUCGUGGCGCUGAUGCUGGGCUGUUCUCUGACUUGGUUGUUUAUUUCAGGAGGAUGUUGAUGGAGUUGGUGAAUCCGGACUUCCUGACAUUCAAUGGUUUCCUUCGAGCUUGCAUAGAGUCUGAUGACAUUCAUCUUGGUAGGCAGUUGCAUUGUUUUAUAACGAAAUAUGGGGUCGGAAUGAAUUGUUUUGUCAGCAAUGGUCUUAUUAGUCUAUACGGGAAAUGUGGUCAAGUUGAAGAAGCGAGGUGGGCUUUUGAUGAAGUAGCUUAUAGGGAUUUGGCUGUUUGGAACACGAUGUUGUCUUGCUAUGCUUCGACAUUCUCAGCUGAAAAGGCUUUUGGGUUCUUCAAUUUAAUGCAGUUGGCUGGAGUGAAAGGCGAUGAGUUUACGUUUUCUAGUUUGCUUUGCUGUUGUGCCACUUCAGGACGAGGGCGAUUGGUUGAGCAGAUUCAUGGUCUUGUGAUUAGACUUUCAUUUGAUGCAGAUACUUUAGUGUCGAGUGCGCUUGUCGAUGCAUAUGGAAAGAAUGGGCGAAUAGACAAUGCUCGGAAGGCUUUUGACACGAUGCCCUUUAAGAAUGUCGUUUCUUGGACCACAAUCAUAGUAGGAUAUGGAAGGGUUGCAAAUGGAACAAUGGCCAUGAAGCUUCUUCAAGAAAUGCUCCAGAAAGACUUCUCCCCUGACGAAUUGACUUUGGCUAGUGUUCUUAGCUCUUGCAGCAAUACAUCGUCCUCAUCUGAAAUAAUGCAAAUCCAUGCUCAUACUAUUAAAAGGGGGUUUGAAUCUUUCUUGUCGGUUUUAAAUGCUCUGAUAAAUGCGUAUUCCAGAUGUGCACACAUGGACAGUGCAUCUAAAUGUUUCAGCUCAGUAGAUGAACCUGAUCUUGUAACUUGGAGUACGAUCAUCCGUGGAUAUGGAUUCCAUGGUCUAGCUAAAGAAGCUACAGGGAAUUUUGAGAAGAUGUUAUCUUGUGGCAUACGGCCAGAUAAAAUCGCCUUUCUUGGGGUUAUCUCUGCCUGUGCUCAUGCCGGAAUGGUAAGUGAGGGCCUUCGUUACUUUGAUUUGAUGAUCAAUACAUAUUGGCUUGUGCCAGAUGUGGAGCAAUACGCAUCUCUAAUCGAUCUUGCUGCACGUGCUGGUCUUCUGGAUGAGGCUUAUGAUUUGUUGACCAAACUGCCAGAGCUACGUGCAGAUAUGCUGGGGGCAUUUGUAGGGGCAUGCAAAGUACAUGGCAAUGAGAAGUUAGCGCAUGAAGCUGCUGCAAUGCUACUUUCCAUGGAGCCGGAUGAGACUGCCAAUUACAGUCUUACAUCGAAUAUCUAUGCUUCAGAAGGAAGGUGGACAGACGUAGCAAGAAUAAGGAAAAAGAUGAGGGACAACAGUUGUGACAACAAAGUUGCUGGUUGUAGCUGGAUUCAUCUGUCGGGUCGCGUCCAGGCAUUUGUUUCAAGUGACAAGUCCCUCCCACAAGCCUUUGAAGUAUAUGCUUUGCUCAGAACGUUGCUCAGGCAACUCAAGGAGGACAGUGACUUCCAAUUCUGUUGUUGAUUUGGAUCAAAGAAUGCACGCUUGAUAUAUCAGAUUGACCCAUUUUUCAGAAUGCGGUGGAGAAUGAACUUGCAAUCAGUGGUAUCAACAGAGCUUUUGUAGAGCUUCACUGAACUAUAGCUCAGAAGAUGUGCACUUAAGGGGCCAAUUGAUGGAACUUUCCUCCUGGAGUGAGACCAUAGCCACCACACUGGAAAAGCCGAGCGAUUGCUUCUCUGGAGAAAAAGUGGGAUGGUUAUUGUGGACCACGAUGGAUGGCCAAUAGCAAGGACCUAAAGUUUUGUCUCUCAAAAAGAAGUCAAGGUCAUCCUAAAAGAAGGAUGGUAAACGAAAAGAGCUCAUUUCUUCCUCAAUUGGAUUUAAUGGAACGCCUGUCCAAUUGGAAAUGGACAACGGAACGAAUAUGUCAUUAAAAAGAAUUCCUACAGGAAGUGAUUAUAGCAAAGCAAUGUUUUCUCUUCCCCGAGAAGAUAGAUUACUUCAUAUAAUAUGAAACCAGAUUGAGCCCGGGAUUGGAGGCUAGAUACAGAAGAUAAGCGGGUGGAAGAGGAGUUAGGGGCGCAGAAUGUGUAGUGUAGAUAUCGUGAUUAAGAGAAGCAUGUUGUUUCCCUUGAGAACAUAUUUCCCAGUAGCCUCGAGAGUAAAGUUGAGUGCUUUUCUCGUUUAUUCUUCUAAUACAGUCUGAUUGACCAUGAUUGUGCAGUACAAAGUG
Molecule: messenger RNA, 2693 nt
Organism: Eucalyptus grandis
Lineage: Eukaryota; Viridiplantae; Streptophyta; Magnoliopsida; Myrtales; Myrtaceae
Product: pentatricopeptide repeat-containing protein At2g46050, mitochondrial
Exons: 1
Coding region: 2-1981 (659 amino acids)
Biological process (GO): RNA modification
Molecular function (GO): RNA binding; protein binding
Source: RefSeq, a predicted model, not a curated record